AUGUGGGCAACGGCCUGCGCACUCGCCGUCUUGCGCCGACAGCCCGAGCACUAUGACCGUCUCGAGAAGGCGUGUGCCCUUGCAUUGGCACACGUUGACAGUCAUGUUUUCGAGUGUGCCAAGCACGCAAUGCCGCCCGUGCCUCUCUCGAUAGCCCCCGCAGGAGAAGCGAUCGAGUCGUGCUUCCGCAAGUCGAGCCACAGUCUCUACGCCGUUCCUGAAGUCCAAGACGUCUGGGCGCCAGCCCACGUACUCUACAUCCACACGACGAAGCCUCCGCUCUACGAUCUACAAUACGACGACGGCGGGCGGGAAAAAGUCUUGCGCGUCAACGGUCGUCACCUUCGGCGAUCUGGCGUCACGCGCCUCGAAACCUCCAAGUCGAUGCUCGAACACGUCACGACGCGAUGGCUCACGCCGGUGCCGGUCCAAGACGAAGUGGAACGUCCCCCCGAUACGAGCACCGUGCUCUGGAUUACCGCCGACACGAAGCGAGCCACAGCUUCGUCGUCACACGCAAAGUCUCGAGGACCUGCAGCCUACGCAGCCCCACGGACGCUGACGCCACUUGAAGCCGACGUCAUUGCGUCCAUCUUGCGACAUGAAAAGGUGCUUGCGAGUUUCCUUGCCAAAGUCGACGCCUGUUCCGCCUUGUAUACGUCGGCUCGUAUCUUUGGAGAGAAGAUCCACGCAUUCGAUGCAUUCACGCAGCUCGCUCCUGCGGUUGUCGAGAGCACCCUCGCUUGCAUUGAGCACGUCGUUGCACUUCAAGAGGUCCUUGCGGGCCCCGGGGUGCAGCACUAUGUGCCCUUUAUGUGGCACGGCCAGCCGUUCCUGUCGACGGUGCUUCACCAGUUUGAUCGCCUCCAAGGCCGCCACGACCUGGUGGACUGGUACGGCGUGGAUUUCUACUUUGAGUGCAACCCGUUCUUGAUGACGACGACUGUCGGCUGUCGAAAACGCUUGUGGUCCCGAGACGACGUGGUUCAAAAUGGGUCGUGGCCAGAAACCGCGUACUCGCCCGAGCUGCGCUGCGCCAUUGCAAUUGGCGAAGAGCACCUCUUGAAGCAUUGGCAGCGCAGCGAGGCCGUGCAUUCGUGGGUGUAG
Saprolegnia parasitica CBS 223.65 is the source of this 1107-nucleotide messenger RNA. RefSeq lists its product as hypothetical. Bases 1 to 1107 code for a protein of 368 amino acids. The transcript has 8 exons. The record is from RefSeq and is a predicted model, not a curated record. Lineage: Eukaryota; Oomycota; Saprolegniomycetes; Saprolegniales; Saprolegniaceae.